Messenger RNA from Vitis riparia (riverbank grape), 3477 nucleotides. RefSeq names its product translocase of chloroplast 90, chloroplastic. Lineage: Eukaryota; Viridiplantae; Streptophyta; Magnoliopsida; Vitales; Vitaceae. The record is from RefSeq and is a predicted model, not a curated record. Gene Ontology annotation, molecular function: GTP binding; GTPase activity. The coding region runs from base 602 to 2998 and encodes 798 amino acids. Gene Ontology annotation, biological process: protein targeting to chloroplast. Gene Ontology annotation, cellular component: chloroplast outer membrane. The transcript has 3 exons.
AGGCUCCGUGUCUUGUCUAUCUAAUCUUCUUCAUAGCUUCCUCGACCUCAUGUUUGUAUUUGUCUUCAGCUGUGUUAAAACCAUGAAAUUCCCCAAAAUGCCCCUUCCUCUCCGAGGUCUUAGCUAUUGCUGUAUUCAUUGUUCUUGAGAAAACUAGGGUUUUUAUUUUUUUUUUUGUCCGACGUUGCAUGCAGUUUUGUUGGUUCGGUGUGGUGCGGCUCUUCUUAGGGUUCGAAAGUUAGUCUGUAUUCAAAUUGUAUUCCAAUUCGGGAUUGUAGAUUUCGUCAAAUAUUUCCUUGUUCUAGAGAUUUUCUUCGACGGCUUUCUGUUGAUUUCCGAUCAAAUAGUAGGUUUGAGUUGGAAUUUGGCGUCUGGUGAUGGAAAUGUGUAGUGGGUAUCGAUUAUUUGUGGUGGGAUUGUGGUGUGAAGAAGAAGAUAAGUUGAAUUGAACCCAUCUGUUAUAUGGGUUCUAGAGUAUAGCUAGUGGUUCGAGACGUUGGUCGAUUCUGACUUUGCGAAGUUAAAUUCAUUGACUUGAUACUUGGGGCGGGUGAAGUGGAGCAUCCGUUGUGGAGUCUCUCAUCUGACUUCUACAGGAAGGAUGAAGAGUAUCAAGGAUUGGGUUUUCUCUCAAAUAAUAUCCAAGUCAUUGGUCUCCUCAAGACCAUUGCCUGGAAGUACGGGUUUUUUUGCUGAGGAAUCUCUUGAUGAAGAAUUUGGUGAUAGAGGGUCUGAUCACACUACCAAUUUGGUAGCACCACCUGCACCUGCUAAUACAUCUCACCAUUCUAAUAGCAAUCAGGAAAAUCAACUUCAUUCCUCCCCACAGCCACUUCCUGGUGAAGGUUCUUAUCUGUCUCAUCAUGGUACUGAUGGAAAAAGGAUGGAUCCAUUGUCAAAGGUUGAGGAUCUGCAAGUCAAGUUCUUGCGUCUUCUCCAACGGAUUGGCCAGUCACAAGAUAAUCUAGUGGUGGCAAAGGUCUUAUAUCGGUUACAAUUAGCAACUUUGAUAGGAGCUGGGGAAUCAGAUCUGAAAAGAGCUAAUCUUAGAAGUGGUAAAGCUAGAGCAAUUGCAGAAGAACAAGAGGCAGCUGGCUUACCUGAAUUGGAUUUCUCAUUUAGAAUACUUGUCCUGGGGAAAACAGGUGUUGGAAAGAGUGCAACCAUAAAUUCUAUUUUUGAUCAAGCAAAGGCUGUGACUGAUGCAUUUCAGCCUGCCACUGACCGCAUCAGAGAGGUUGUCGGAACUGUGAAUGGAAUUAAAAUAACUUUCAUUGAUACCCCAGGUCUGUUGCCCUCCAAUACAAGUAAUGUGAGAAGGAAUAGGAAAAUUCUGCUAUCUGUGAAGAGAUUCAUAAGAAAAUCCCCUCCAGACAUUGUUUUAUAUUUUGAACGCCUUGACCUCAUAAACAUGGGCUAUAGUGACUUCCCCCUUUUGAAGCUUAUUACAGAAGUGUUUGGUCCUGCUAUUUGGUUCAGCACUAUCCUAGUCAUGACACACUGCUCCUCAGAUCUUCCUGAAGGUCCAAAUGGUUUCCCUGUCAACUAUGAAUCUUAUGUGACUCAGUGCACAGAUCUGGUACAACACUAUGUACAGCAGGCUGUGUCUGACACAAGGUUGGAAAACCCUGUGCUCUUGGUGGAGAAUCAUCCCUAUUGUAGAACUAAUGUCAUGGGGAAGAAAAUUCUUCCAAAUGGACAGGUUUGGAUAUCUCAGUUUUUGUUAUUGUGCCUAUGUACCAAAGUUCUAAAUGAUGCUAAUGCUCUCUUGAGAUUUCAACACAGCAUUCAACUUGGGCCAUCGAGUAAUACUCGGCUCCCUUCUCUGCCCCAUCUUCUCUCAUCUUUUCUACGACAUCGCUCCACAUUGGAUCCAAGUGAAACAGACAAUGAAAUUGAUGAGAUUCUAUUUUCGGAGGAAGAGGAAGUGGGUGAGUAUGAUCAGUUACCUCCAAUACGAAUUCUGACAAAAUCUCAAUUUGAGAGAUUGACUAGCUCUCAGAAGAAGGACUAUCUCGAUGAGCUAGACUAUAGGGAGACCCUUUAUUUGAAGAAACAGGUGAAAGAGGAGGCCCAGAGGCGAAGGGAAAGCAAACUUUCCAGAGAGGUAAGUUUGGCCGACAGCGAUAAUCCUGAUAACAAAGAGGCAUAUCCAGAAGCGGUUAUGUUACCAGAUAUGGCAGUCCCUCUGAGUUUUGACUCGGAUUGCCCUGCACACAGGUAUCGUUGCCUUGUUAUGAGUGACCAGUGGCUGGUAAGACCUGUUCUUGAUCCACAUGGAUGGGAUCAUGAUGUGGGCUUUGAUGGAAUAAACUUGGAGACAACUAUGGACUUGAAAGGGAACCUCAUCGCCUCAGUCACAGGACAAAUGAGCAAGGACAAACAGGAUUUCAGUAUUCAAUCGGAGUGUGCUGCAGUCUAUACAGAUCCCAGGGGUCCAAACUAUUUUGUGGGUCUUGAUGUUCAAUCUGCUGGUAAAGACCUGAUCUAUACAGUUCACAGCAAUACAAAGAUGAGGAACUUGAAGCACAAUUUAACUGAAUGUGGGUUUUCAAUGACUUCAUUCAGAAACAAGUACUGUGUUGGUGCCAAGCUUGAAGAUACCAUUUCCAUUGGAAAGAGACUGAAGUUUGUAAUGAAUGUUGGUCAAAUGGGAGGUCUUGAACAAGUUGCUUAUGGUGGGAGUUUUGGAGCUACUUUGAGAGGGAGGGACUACCCUGCUAGGAAGGAUAGUGCCAGCCUGAACAUGGCACUCUUAUCUCUUAACAAAGAGAUGGUAAUGAGUGGCAGUAUUCAGUCUGACUUCCGAUCUAGCCGAGGCACGAGAAUGUCUAUAAAUGCCAACUUAAACAGCCGGAAAAUGGGGCAGAUCUGUAUAAAAUCAAGCAGCUCCGAACAUAUGGAGAUAGCUUUGGUUGCCUUCUUCUCAAUUUUCAGGGCGCUGUUGCGGAGAAGAGCAGCUGAUGGUCCAAGCAUUGAAGCAUCUGGAAAGGAAUAAUCUGUUUUGCAUUUUUAUCCUAUUAAAUAUUUUUAUUUUAAAGAGCAAACUUGUUUGACAGGGAUAUCCAUAUCCAGAGUUAAUAGAUGGGGCUCUUUUCCAGUAAGAAAGGAAAUUUAUAAAUGAGUUUCAGGGAGGCUGAUUACUAGAAGCCCAUUCGGGAAGUGUGGCAAAGGGAGCCUGUGGUCAACAUCUAGCCCUUGGCAUCUUCAGGUUCUAACCUAUCAUUCGAUCGAUGGGCCUAAUAUGGCAAUUACUCAGGGCAUCAGGCUGAGGCGGUCUCGACUUAGUAAAUUGAGCUGAGAAUUGUACAGUUAGUCAUGGGAGGUGAGUUUAGUUUCUGUAACUAUUGGAAUUACUCCAAACAGAAGAGGUAACAAAGAAUUUUCCCCCCCUUCUCAAUUUUAUUCAAAUGCUACUGAGUUUGAUGUUGUUGCCCUAUGUGGAAAUAAAGUAUUCCAAUCCUUUGAAAUUCAUGA